This is a messenger RNA of Paramecium tetraurelia, 594 nucleotides long. RefSeq lists its product as uncharacterized. The transcript has 4 exons. NCBI's taxonomy places the organism in Eukaryota, Ciliophora, Oligohymenophorea, Peniculida, Parameciidae. The record is from RefSeq and is a predicted model, not a curated record.
AUGAAUUGGAAACAAGUGUACGCUAGUUCUGAACAUAGAUCAAAACGAAUUUUAUCCGGAAAUGCGAUGAGCAAGGAUCCUAAAUCUAAUAUUCAUAGUCCAAGAAAUAGCCAACAUUCUCAUAAGGGCACUAUGAUUGGUCUUUAGAGGAUUUCAAAAGAGAUUGUAGAAAGCUUAACAAAAGCUUUAACUCCAAAUUGUAAAGUUCGUUAGAAUUCCCCAAAGCCAAUACUGUAAGAGUAAGAACAGAAAUAAAUACAAAAACCUAUCAAGGAACCUGAAUUUUUGAGAUAACCUUUGGAACAAUUAGAAAAUGUAAAGCCACCUAAAGAAUUAGAAAAUAUCGAGUACAUUAAUUUUACUAAAUUCGCUAGGAAAAUAUCACAAUAACCAGUCAAGGAAAUUAGAAUCCCCAAAAAUGAAAAAAAAAUAAGCCGAUAAAGAUCUCAAGAUUUUCAUUCGAAAUAAGAAGAAUGGUUGAGAAAAAAAAAUGAAAAAGUAUUGAAAUAAAGAAUUGAAUAAUAAUGUUAGCAAUAAAGGAAGGAAAACUAUGUUGGUUUUCUAGAAAAAUAAUAGACAGAUAGAUUUCAAUGA